AUUCACAUUGAUAUGGAAGGAAAUGCAGGAUAUGAUAUGAUCUUGUUAUUAUGGGUCGUAGAAUUAAGCACGGUUCCUCCAAAUACGACUUUGUCAAGGUGAAGGUAUGGCUGGGCGAACAUGCCGAGCACUACUACGUCUUUUCCAGGUUCUUACUCAGCCAAAAUUUAACUGUUACCAAGAUUCCAAAUCAUAUAUCUAUAAAAAUUGCUCUAGACCUCAAGAAGCUACUUGUAGACAACAGCCUUCUAGAUGUCUCGCAGUCGGAUUUGGAAGAUAACCUGUUUAAGCUUAUGGAGCAAAGGGGUUAUGGGGAAGAUUACGUAAAGCGUUACAGGAUGAUGACCAGAUUUCACCAUCAAAGAGUGCCGCUAGUUAUUAUUGUGUGUGGAACUUCCUGUGUUGGAAAGUCCACCAUUGCUGCCCAAAUUUCACAGAGGUUUAAUUUGCCUAAUGUCAUGCAGACGGAUGUGGUGUAUGAAUUGCUGCGCACAUCGACAGAUGCACCGUUGGCCUCUACUCCGAUAUGGGCAAGAGACUUUAGCUCCUCCGAAGAGUUGAUUACUGAAUUUUGUAGAGAAUGCCGAGUGGUUAGAAAAGGUUUGGAUGGAGAUUUGAAGAAAGCACUAAAAGAUGGAAAGCCGAUUAUAAUAGAGGGGAUACAUUUGGAUCCAAACAUUUUCUUAAUGUAUGAAGAAAAGAGCGACUCACUGGAUCUGAACUCUGAUACCGAUCAGCAUGUUAGCUCAGUAAAAGGAAAAGCACCCUUAGCACCGUUUGGUGGUGCAGGUGAAACUGUUAAGGGUACUGACCCAAUAAUUAUACCUCUGAUUUUGAAUAUGGCUGAAUUUGAGCACCAUGCAUUGCUAGAGGAGUGGAUUUCAUCUUGCACUUGUAGUGAUAGAUGGCAAAUUCAGGACAGGGAUAAGCUGAUAAGCAAUGUGAAGACUAUUCAGGAGUAUCUCCACUCAUUUGAUUCGAAGGGAUUGACAGUUUUGAACCUAUCAGCAGCCACAUUCGCUCAAACGCUAGAUUGGCUACAUGGAUAUCUUCUCGAGUGCAUCGAGCAAGGUAUGCAAUCAGCGUCCAGCGAAAAAGGCCAGCUUGUCUAGAAGGAGACUUUGCAUUCAGAUGUUGGCUACCUGCAUUGAGGCAGGUCUGAAAUGCUGUGAAAGAGAAUUGGACAAUUAUCCGGUAAGGUUUCUGAAAGCUGUGAACAAGAUUGUUGAAGAUCAUUUCAAGUUCAGAAAACAAAUGGAGAGAACAAUCCUAGCAAGAACC
This is a messenger RNA of Argentina anserina (silverweed cinquefoil), 1281 nucleotides long. RefSeq lists its product as uncharacterized. Bases 51 to 1112 code for a protein of 353 amino acids. The transcript is spliced from 15 exons. The record is from RefSeq and is a predicted model, not a curated record. NCBI's taxonomy places the organism in Eukaryota, Viridiplantae, Streptophyta, Magnoliopsida, Rosales, Rosaceae.